This is a messenger RNA of Coturnix japonica (Japanese quail), 2048 nucleotides long. RefSeq names its product G protein-coupled receptor 37 like 1 (gene GPR37L1). NCBI's taxonomy places the organism in Eukaryota, Metazoa, Chordata, Aves, Galliformes, Phasianidae. Gene Ontology annotation, molecular function: G protein-coupled peptide receptor activity. Gene Ontology annotation, biological process: adenylate cyclase-inhibiting G protein-coupled receptor signaling pathway; positive regulation of MAPK cascade. The record is from RefSeq and is a predicted model, not a curated record. Gene Ontology annotation, cellular component: signaling receptor complex; plasma membrane.
GCGCUCCGCAGCGCCCACAGUAGCGGUCGCAGCCGGACCGAGCGGAGCUCCCCCCGGCCCCUCCUCGUUCCCCGCAGCCCCGGGGCUGCUCUGUCAGACGCUUCCCGCAGAGGGUGCGGAGGACAUCAUGCCUUCGCCCCCAUCGCUCGUACUCCUGCUGCUGGCGUUGCCGGGGGCCGCGGCGAUGCCAGGCACAGCCGGGCAGCGCUCAGAAGGCGGCGUGCACCCAAACCAGGGCGCGGGUGGAGGUGGGAUGCUGCCCGUGGCUGCACGGGAUAACGCAGAACUGAAGGCACGGCCGCGCCGGGGCACGGUGGAGGACUCCAAGUCGGUGCAGCAGUACGUGCCGGGGGUGAGGGUGGAGUUCCCAAGGCCCAUCAAUGCCGCCAGCCUGCACCCCACCAGGGCCAUGGUGCCAUCCAGCACCGACCCCUCCGAGCAGCAGCGGGGGAUCCCCACGGAUGGGGGGGCUGAACCUGCCACCAACCUGACCACAGUGUCUGACAAACGGCUGCAAAUCCAGAACCCGCUGUACCCGGUGACAGAGAACUCCUACAGCGCCUACGCCGUCAUGUUCCUGUCUCUCAUCGUCUUCGCGGUGGGCAUCAUCGGGAACCUCUCGGUGAUGUGCAUCGUGUGGCACAACUACUACAUGAAGAGUGCCUGGAACUCCAUCCUGGCCAGCCUGGCUUUCUGGGACUUCCUCAUCCUCUUCUUCUGCCUUCCUGUGGUCAUCUUCAAUGAGAUCACCAAGAAGCGGCUGCUGGGGGACAUCUCGUGCCGCAUCGUGCCCUUCAUGGAGGUAUCAUCCCUAGGAGUCACCACCUUCAGCCUCUGUGCCCUGGGCAUCGACAGGUUCCACGCGGCCACCAGCCCACAGGCCAGCGCCCGGCCCAUUGAGCAGUGCCAGUCCAUCAUUGCCAAGCUGGCUGUCAUCUGGGUGGGCUCCAUGACGCUGUCAGUGCCGGAGGUCCUGCUCUGGCAGCUGGCUCAGGACACAUCACCCGUGUCCGGCGUGGUGACCGAGUAUUGCACCAUGAAGCCUUCAUCCAAUCUGCCCGAGUCCGUCUACUCGCUGGUGCUCACCUACCAGAACGCUCGGAUGUGGUGGUACUUUGGCUGCUACUUCUGCCUGCCCAUCCUCUUCACCGUCAGCUGCCAGCUGGUGACCCGCAGGAUCCGUGGCACCGAGAAGAAGGCCGAGUGCCGUGGGACCAAACACAGCCAGUGUGAGAGCCACUUGAACUGCACCAUCAUCGGGCUGACCAUCAUCUAUGGGCUCUGCACCACCCCCGAGAACGUCUGCAACAUCGUGGUGGCCUACAUGUCCCCUGACAUGUCCAAGCAGACCUUGGACCUGCUCAACCUCAUCAACCAGUUCUUUCUGUUCUUCAAGUGCUCGGUGACGCCCGUCCUGCUCCUGUGCCUCUGCAGACCGUUAGGCCAGGCCUUCAUGGACUGCUGCUGCUGCUGCUGUGAGGGCUGCGGUCCCGAUGCCACCUCCAGCGAGGGCAGCGCCGACAGCAAGCUCAAGACAGAGAUGUCCUCCUCCAUCUUCUUUGACAAGCCCCGGGAGUCUCCUCCACCCCUCCUGGCCCUCGGCACGCCCUGCUAAGAGCCAGCCAGGAGCCGUAGAGAGCACUUCACCACCUCCUCCCAAGACCGAGCAUUGUUUUUGCCAUUAGUGCCCCAUGCCUGGACGUGGAGCAAGCAGGAGAGACAGCUCAGGUGCUGCACCGUGGGCUUCAAACCCCGUGUUGGGUAACAAGUGUCCAGUCCCCAUGGCUACACCAGUGGCCUUCUUGCCUCUGCCCAAAGGACGUCACCUCCCUCUGUGCCUGGUCAGGCUCAGAGCGUUGCUGCUCUGCUGAUGGAGUUGUGCAGGAAAGGUUCCAUCUGCUAUUAAGGAGGGUUUGCAGAGGACUUAGCAAACACAAACUGCCCUCGUCCUGUCCCGUCCCCUCCUGCCAGCCCCCUCCAGUAGGAGAAGGUCCCAGAGACCAGAUCCCAGCAGUGCCCUGUAAAGUUCAAUAAACCAGUAAACUAGA